GCUUCGCAUUCUUCGCCCGGGAACGGCCUCCUUUCCUCCUCUGCGCACGUUAUACCGGGCCAUGCAUCGUUUGAGCUCGCGCUGAUAUCGUGCGCCAACGCAGCCUAACCGUCCAAGAGGCUCAUCCUCAUUCCUCUGUAAGGAUGCCGAGCGUUUAAGACCGUCGAUUUCUAUUUGACUGUGUGCUCGAUAUAAUCUAUGUUUACGGCAAUGCGGUCACUAUGGGAGCUGUUGCUACUGAUGUUGAUAACCGUGUUCUCUAAGACGAUCGGCACAAAGCCGAAUUUGAAGUUUAAUGGCCCAUUAGAGUGCGGUUAUUGCUUAAGCUGGCGCGUCGCGGUGGAGGCGAAUAAUAUACGUGCAUGGCACACGGUCCCAUCCCAGUGCUUACGCUACGUCGAGAAUUACAUGCUUGGGGGCCAGUAUGCACAAGAUCUUGACAUGGUUGUUGAGCAGAUCGUGGGCUACAUGAAAGAUUUGCUCCCAGUCAUCGAUGGAAAGGAUGCUUGGAUUCUCGACGUCGACGAUACUUGCAUCUCAAACCUUCUUUAUUACAGUGGGAAGCGAUUCGGGGGUGAUCCAUACGACCCAACAGCAUUUAAAAUGUGGGCCAAAAGCAAAAGCUGUCCCGCAAUUCCUGCCGUCCACAGAUUGUUUAAGAUGCUGAUCGACGGUGGAUAUAAGGUUAUUCUUCUCACGGGGAGGGAUGAAGAAACGUUGGGGGCACCCACCAUUGAGAAUUUACAUAAUCAAGGAUUCGUUGGCUAUGAAAGAGUGAUUUUGAGGAGUUCUGCUUACAAGGGGCAAAGCGCAGUGUCCUUCAAAUCAGAGAUGCGUAGACAAUUAGUAGCGGAGGGCUACAGAAUCCGUGGCAAUAUCGGAGACCAAUGGAGUGACCUAUUAGGAGAUUAUUUGGGCGAUCGAACAUUUAAGCUCCCUAAUCCCAUGUAUUUUGUCCCUUAAGCCUUCAGGUGGCGUUUACGGGUAUAAAUGGGCCCAAUGGCUAGCUUCAUAAUUUCGGCUUGGACCUUCCAAGCUUUAACAAAUGCACAUGUUGAUUUCUUAGAAUUCAAUGUUAGCUUUAGGGCUUUAAAUAGGGAGAAAGAUCCUUUAAGUAAUCUAAUAAGUAACUAGACUGAAAAUAAUUGGGUAUCAAUCUUGCCUCGGCAUUUAGCAUUGGA
Messenger RNA from Magnolia sinica, 1181 nucleotides. RefSeq names its product acid phosphatase 1-like. Lineage: Eukaryota; Viridiplantae; Streptophyta; Magnoliopsida; Magnoliales; Magnoliaceae. The coding region runs from base 199 to 963 and encodes 254 amino acids. Gene Ontology annotation, molecular function: acid phosphatase activity. The record is from RefSeq and is a predicted model, not a curated record. The transcript is spliced from 4 exons.